GGAAGAUACACUUAGGUCGAUUCCCUGCCGGCGCAAGCAGUGUCAACGCCUGUUCUCGGGGAAGGUAUACUUGAUUUUAAAGUUUCUGCAUCGAUGUGCUUUUGUAUGAAGAAUUAUUCGUAUCUUGAAGUCUGUUUUUCUGCAUGACAAACUGAAAAUACAUAUCUCACGACUUUCAGGCACCGUCACGAGCCCGACAGGAGGUUUCACCAACAUGCAAGAAAAAAACUGUUCGGCGCUCAACCUCCGGAUUUGACGGACCUUCGAGCGUAUCAAAUAUAAAAAUGUCUGGGUCCGGAAGGUUGUAACUUUUGAUGCUGUCUUCGGAUUCGAAAAAAAUCUGUAUUGCAUGCCCAGCAAGAUGAGUUCAGUUUGUGCUACGUGGGGAGAGCAUUUCUCAUGCUGAAGAGGCAUCAGAAAGCCCCCUCAAAAUCUGUGAUGCUAGACCAUGCAUUACAGACCUCAACGAUCAUAAAAAACUUGCAUGACAAAUCUUCCAUUCUUCCAGACCCAGACAUAUUUGCAUUUGAUAGAGCGGGGCUGGGUAA
Molecule: messenger RNA, 548 nt
Organism: Amoebophrya sp. A120
Lineage: Eukaryota; Dinophyceae; Syndiniales; Amoebophryaceae
Source: the annotation of a GenBank genome assembly